Cyprinodon tularosa is the source of this 1243-nucleotide messenger RNA. RefSeq names its product histone H4. Gene Ontology annotation, cellular component: nucleosome. The transcript has a single exon. Gene Ontology annotation, molecular function: protein heterodimerization activity; structural constituent of chromatin; DNA binding. Bases 74 to 385 code for a protein of 103 amino acids. NCBI's taxonomy places the organism in Eukaryota, Metazoa, Chordata, Actinopteri, Cyprinodontiformes, Cyprinodontidae. The record is from RefSeq and is a predicted model, not a curated record. Gene Ontology annotation, biological process: nucleosome assembly.
GCAGCUUACACGUAAGAGCUUAUACUCAGCAGCUGCUGAGCAUUUCUGACUUUGUGAUCCAGAGGAAGACACAAUGAGCGGCAGAGGAAAGGGAGGUAAAGGACUCGGCAAAGGAGGCGCUAAGCGUCACCGUAAAGUCCUCCGUGAUAACAUCCAGGGAAUCACCAAGCCCGCUAUCCGCCGCCUGGCUCGCCGUGGAGGAGUCAAGCGCAUCUCCGGUCUGAUCUACGAGGAGACCCGCGGUGUGUUGAAGGUCUUCUUGGAGAACGUUAUCCGCGAUGCCGUCACCUACACCGAGCACGCCAAGAGGAAGACCGUCACCGCCAUGGAUGUGGUGUACGCUCUGAAGAGGCAGGGCCGCACCCUGUACGGCUUCGGAGGUUAAACUGCUCCGCUUCCAGCCACCAACCAAAGGCCCUUUUCAGGGCCACCCACCCACUCAUUAAGAAGCAACUUCUACCGUUAAACAGGCAUUCAAUCAUUCUGAUUAUGUCUUAUCAACAGCUUUAUUGCUUUAUUUAAUAUACAGUCUUUGAGCAGAGAAAACUUCUGGUCAACAAAUAAUCGCAGACACAAAUUCUCGUUUACUGUUUUUAGAGAGCGACUAAACGGCUUCAACCCUUUGUUAUACGUGCGGUCUUUAAAUAAAGAAGUUUGUGAAAGUAUAUAUUACAUAUAAUCAGUCUCUAUAAUGAAACUUAUUUCUAAACUGAACCCGUGUGUUGCUGUCGCGACACUAACCAUUUUAUUUGUCAUGGCCUCUAAAAGUAAUGCAAAAUCCAUUUAUGUAAUUAAUUUCUUGCAAGUUUCCUAGAAAAGUGUCUAUAAACAAUAUUUAGUAAUUUUAUCCCAUAUUUCUUUCAUUUUAUUAAAUCGGGAUUUUCAGGUAGAUGUUUUAAAAGCCUGUUUAUGCUCUUAAACAACUCUGCAGAUUCAUCAUUCUACAAAGAAUUAUUUUUUUAUGUUCUAUUGUUUCUGAUACAUUCCUGCUCACAUUCUGUUACCUGAUUGGUUCACUUUUAUGUUUUCUACUACCAAGAAAACUAUUUAUUGGACAUUUUCUCCCAGUUCUCUUUUUUUAAAGCUCCAUCUUUAUGAAAUAUUUUCAUCUGAACAGAUCAUUUAUUGAUGUCCUCACUUGAAAAUGAUUCCUCUCUAAUGUAGAUUCCUGUCUAACAUCCCAUGCACACUGAUGUAAUGUCGUCACAUGAAACUACAUUUAUAAUAACUCUUGUACACAAGA